UACGAUCACGAGACCGCUCACAGCUGACCGAGCUGUCAGUGCAUCGUUUGUCCUUUGGGUACUGCAUAGAGAAGAGCAGAAGUAAACUCAAACUGUGAUUAGAAAUGGCUGGGGGUAUGGACCGUGCCCAUGCACUCCCCAAGAUUGGGGACCAAACCAGAGAACGUAGCUUUGGCUAUGUGUUUGGUGUUUCUGGCCCUGUGGUGACGGCUGAAAAGAUGAGUGGCUCAGCCAUGUACGAGCUUGUGCGUGUAGGCCACGCUGAGCUUGUUGGAGAGAUUAUUCGCUUGGAGGGAGAGUUUGCUACAAUUCAGGUGUACGAAGAAACAUCUGGUGUCACCGUCGGAGAUCCUGUAUUGAAAACUGGCAAGCCUCUUUCCGUGGAGUUGGGACCUGGCAUCAUGGGUAAUAUUUAUGACGGUAUCCAGCGUCCCCUGCAGGAGAUCGGAGAGUUGACCCAGAGUAUCUACAUUCCCAAGGGUAUCUCGACACCUGCUCUUAACAGGAGCAAGACCUGGGAGUUCAUCCCAUCAUCUACCGUCAAGGUGGGAAGUCAUAUCACCGGCGGCGACGUAUUUGGUGUGGUGUAUGAGAACACGCUCAUCAAACACAAGAUCCUCCUACCGCCUAAAGCCAGAGGCACUGUUACAUUCCUGGCUGCCCCCGGCAACUACACGGUGGAAGAGACCGUCCUGGAGGUCGAGUUCGAUGGAGAGAAGAAGAAGUACAACAUGAUGCAGGUGUGGCCAGUGCGGCAGUCGCGCCCAGUGAGCGAGAAGAUGCACGCCAACCAUCCUCUGCUGACGGGACAGCGCGUGCUCGACUCUUUGUUCCCGUGCGUGCUCGGUGGCACCACAGCCAUCCCCGGGGCUUUCGGCUGCGGCAAGACCUGCAUUUCUCAGGCCCUUUCCAAGUACUCCAACUCCGACGUCAUCAUCUACGUCGGCUGUGGCGAACGAGGCAACGAGAUGGCUGAGGUGUUGCGUGAUUUCCCCGAGCUUGAAAUGGAAGUUGAGGGAAAGAAAGUGAGCAUCAUGAAGCGUACAUCCCUCGUGGCCAACACCUCCAACAUGCCCGUGGCUGCUCGUGAAGCUUCCAUCUAUACCGGCAUCACCCUCUCAGAAUACUACAGGGACAUGGGUAACCACGUGUCCAUGAUGGCUGACUCCACAUCGCGUUGGGCUGAGGCUCUUCGAGAAAUUUCAGGUCGUCUGGCUGAGAUGCCUGCCGACUCUGGCUACCCUGCAUACCUGGGCGCUCGCCUCGCCAGUUUCUACGAGCGCGCUGGCCGUGUGAGGUGCCUGGGCAACCCCGAGCGUGAGGGCUCCGUCACCCUCGUUGGUGCCGUGUCUCCUCCUGGUGGUGACUUCUCCGAUCCUGUCACUUCGGCUACUCUCAGCAUCGUCCAGGUCUUCUGGGGGUUGGACAAGAAACUUGCCCAGCGCAAGCAUUUCCCUUCCGUCAAUUGGCUUCAGUCGUACUCCAACUACACUCGUGCUCUGGAUGAAUAUUAUGACGGAACUUUCCCCGAGUUCGUCUCGUACAGGACCAAGUUCCGGCAGAUCUUGCAGGAAGAAGAUGAUCUCGCUGAGAUUGUUCAGCUUGUCGGAAAAGCCUCACUCUCUGAUACCGACAAGAUUACGCUCGAGAUUGCCAGGAUCAUAAAGGACGAUUUCUUGCAGCAGAACUCCUACACUUCCUACGACAGAUUUUGUCCAUUCUACAAGACUGUUGGCAUGAUGCGCAACAUCGUCGCCUUCUACGACAUGAGCAAGCAGGUGGUCAACAAGACAGCCCAGUCGGACAGCAGGGUAACCUGGCAAAUAAUACGCGAUACCAUGAGUAACCUCAUGUACGAGUUGUCAUCAAUGAAAUUCAAGGACACUUUUGAGGACGGCGAAGCCAAAGUGAAGAAGGAAUUCGAUGAAUUGUACGAAAGGAUUCAGCAAGCAUUCCGCAACAUCGAAGAUUAGAGCUCGUCCAUACAGCAUGUUCUUUCAUUCGUAAUUAAGGGUUCCAUUUUUGUCGCUGGAUCCACUUUGUGAACAGACGUGCACGUGAAUGGCCUGAUAAAGUGGUUUUAUGCAUCCUGCAAAUUUGUCUGGUUACUUAUGGCUUCGUGUUUUAUCUAUUAUCGAAAGAUUUUUUAUGUGUGAAUGAAAUUGUCAGUGUUGUUCUUCUGAAGUCAUAGUAGGUACAACUUCAAUACAUUUAUGCAGUAGCUUGUUGUGUGGUGCUGUGCUUCCUAGUUGAUAUCUCCCUGAACUCCACGUUGUGUUUCGUUCGGUUCUUAGAUGGGACUUGUUCUCGUUUCGCUGGGAUAUUUUGUACAUAGGUAAUUUAUUUAUUGCUACUAGUUUUCAAAGAAUUAUUAUACAGCAAGAGCUUGAUAUUUCAGAUUGAUAAUUUAAUGUUAGAAAUAGACCUCAGUUCGGAGUAACAUUCCUAACUGCUUAUUAUCGAAGUUCGUUUUUACCUACUCGAGACUUGGUGUCGUGUGUAAACUUUGCCAUGGCUGGAGUGUAGUAACGUAGCAGUUGGGGGCAGUGACGUUGCAGCAGAACAUUCCAUUAAGGGCGCACUAGGUCUCUGUACAUUAGAAUGAAAUGUGUAUACUGUUAA
Hyalella azteca is the source of this 2622-nucleotide messenger RNA. Its product is annotated as V-type proton ATPase catalytic subunit A. NCBI's taxonomy places the organism in Eukaryota, Metazoa, Arthropoda, Malacostraca, Amphipoda, Hyalellidae. Bases 105 to 1973 code for a protein of 622 amino acids. The record is from RefSeq and is a predicted model, not a curated record. The transcript has 14 exons. Gene Ontology annotation, biological process: proton transmembrane transport; ATP metabolic process. Gene Ontology annotation, molecular function: proton-transporting ATPase activity, rotational mechanism; ATP binding; ATP hydrolysis activity. Gene Ontology annotation, cellular component: proton-transporting V-type ATPase, V1 domain; lysosomal membrane.